Budorcas taxicolor (takin) is the source of this 2277-nucleotide messenger RNA. Its product is annotated as liprin-alpha-1-like. The record is from RefSeq and is a predicted model, not a curated record. Gene Ontology annotation, cellular component: presynaptic active zone. The transcript has 16 exons. Gene Ontology annotation, biological process: synapse organization. Bases 1 to 2277 code for a protein of 758 amino acids. NCBI's taxonomy places the organism in Eukaryota, Metazoa, Chordata, Mammalia, Artiodactyla, Bovidae.
AUGGGUCGCAGGAGGGCCCGCCUGUGGGCGCUUUUCCAGUGCUGCAUCCCCAAGGCAAAGGCCAAGACAAGGAAGAACUUGGCCUCGGCCCAAGUCCUGGAAGCAGAGCGGCCUGAGGUGAGAGCAGCCGGGGGCUGGGCCCGUCGGAUUGGCCUUCACGCGGCGAAGCAUCGACCCCAGCAGGUUGACCUUGUAAGUGGUUGUGCAGGGGCUGCGUGGAGGACGGGCGGGGGCCCCACAAGAAGGGAAACACUGUCUGGAGGAGUCACUGGGGCACGUGGAUUGAGCUAUAGAGAGUUGGCAACAUCUACGGAAGAACUCAAUAUAUGCCGGGAACAGCUUCUUGCAAGAGAAGAAGAAAUAGCUCUGCUGAAAGCAGAGAGGAAUAACAUCAUGCUGCUGCUGGAGCACCUGGAGUUCCUGGUUUCCCGGUAUACACCGUCCCUCCAGACGACGGCGGGCAAGUGGCAGGCGCAGUCCCCAGCCGGCAUGACCAGCGAGCUGGAGGUGAUCAAGUCACUGAAAUCACUCUUUGAGCACCACAAGGCCCUGGACAAGAAGGUACCACCGCGUAUUAGGGUGACACUUGAAAGGUGUAGUUUGUUAGAAGAAUUAGGUGCCACACAUAACAAACUGAUGAUUCUUAAAGAGAAGAAUAACCUGAAAAAGAUACUAAUGGAUGGGGUGCUUGAUGUAAAUCACAAGCAAGAAAACAUGCCAAGCGCCAAUGGAAAGAGAACCCGCGACGAAGACCUGGCUCCGGUGAUCGAGCUCAAGGAAAUCAUCAAGAAGAAGUCACGGGAGCAGAGAGAGAUGAAGGACUGCCUGGCAGCCCUCUCUGCCCACGUAACAGAGCUGGAGAAGGACCUGGACACGGCCAGGAAGGACCUCCUCAAGUCCAAGGAAGUAAACGUGAAACUACAGCAGGACGUCCGUGAAGCUAUGGCCCAAAAGGAGGACAUGGAGAAGAGAAUCACUACACUUGAGAAACGCUACCUCGCUGCACAGCGCAAAGCCAUCUCUGUGCACAACCUCGAUGAUAAACUUGAAAAUGAAAUCGCAAAUAAGGAUUCUAUGCAUCGACAGAAGGAGGAUAAAGACCGACAGCUGCAGCUGUGCCUGGAGCUGGCAGAGCAGAAGCUGCAGCAGAUGCUGACAGAAGUGGUGGCUGAGCUGGCUCAGCGGGGAGCUGCACUCUCCAAGGCGGGAGAGAGACACAGCAGCAUGGAGGAGAGGGGCGUGUGGGCCGGAGGCGCGGCUGGGCGGGGCCGGCGCUGCCUUUCUCCGCCGCUCCUGUCUCUGCCGUCCAGUGUGCAGCCCCUGAAAGAUCAGGACCGGGAGCGCGGGCAGCAAGCCAGCGUGCUGGCCAACGUGGGCCAGGUGUUCAAGAGUGACAAGGGCGUGUCAGACGGCAUGGGCGACCGGGUCACCCUCUUCAGCACGCCCGCUCUGCUGUCGCCCAGCGGCCAGGCCGAUGCCAAGACUCCGGCCGGGAGGAUUCAGAAGCAGCUGGACAGGAUCAACGAAGAAAGCUGGUUGAUCCAAAAAGACAAGGAGAACACGGAUCAGCGGGCGGAGGGGAUUGAGAGCAGGGUGGGCAGUGGGAGCUUCAGCAACCUUCGGCGCUUUAAAUCCUCCGACUCCCUCAACCUGGAUUUCGCCUCCUCGCAUGCCGGCUCCUUCCCGCCCAGCAGAGGGCGCUCCAUGCCCGAAAGGAGGCAGCCCAGCCCUGAGCGAGAAGAAGACAAGCUGGGCUUCAUGACUCUGCCUAGUGAUUUAAGGAAGCAUUGUCGAAAGCUGCCAGCCAUACAGGAAGAGGUAGAAGAUGACACCAUCAAAUGUGAAACCUCGACCUCCGCCUCGCUGCGGUCCUUUCGGCUGGACCGGCUCACGGGCUCACUGCACACAGCCAGCGAUGAGGAUAUCAGGGACGCCCGCAACGCGACAGGUUCUCAGGGCGGUCUCGGGAGCAACCCCAGCAACAGCAACAGCAGCCAGGACUCGCUGCAGAAAGCCCCAAAGAAGAAGGGCAUCAAGUCCUCCAUCGGUCGUUGGUUUGGCAAGAAGGGAAAGGGCCGGCCUGGACACACCAGCAAGGAGGCGUUAGGACCAGGUGGGUGCUUCACCGUUCAGAGGGAGGAGGGUCUGCGUGUAUGUCCCUUCUGUGUCUCCCCCACUGUCCCCACGAGGCUGCUGUCACUCACGCUGGGUGUCCUCCUGGGAGGAGCGGAGGAGGCGUCUGUCUUCUCUAGGGUCCGAGAUGAUCAGAUCAGUUGA